AUGGGGCCAUUCCCAAAUUCUAAUGGUUUUCUCUAUAUUCUACUUGCCGUUGAUUAUGUGUCCAAAUGGGUGGAAGCGAUACCCACCCGGACGGUCAAUGCUAAUGUAGUCCUUUCUUUUGUGAGGAAUAACAUAAUUUGUCACUUUGGGUCGCCACAGGCAAUCGUGAGUGACCAAGAAAGGAUUGUGAAGCCUAAUAGAAAAGAUUGGAGUGCUAAGCUUACCGACGCACUAUGGGCAUACCGAACGGCGUACAAGACACCUAUUGGCAUGAGCCCCUUUCGGUUGGUAUAUGGCAAAGCUUGCCACUUACCGGUGGAGGUAGAGCAUAGAGCAUAUUGGACUGUCAAGGAGUACAAUCCAAGUUUGGGUGGGGCCAGAAUUGAGAGAAAGCUACAAUUAGUGGAAUUAGAGUGUUUGAGAUUAGAAGCCUAUGAGAACUCUAGACAUUACAAGGAAAGGAUGAAAGCCAUGCAUGACAAGAACAUAAAAAGAAUACAGUUUAGAGCCGGCAAACUAGUCCUUCUCUUCAAUUCAAGAUUAAGUUUAUUGCCCGGAAAGCUACGGUCAAGAUGGGAAGAGCCUUAUCGGGUAGAGAAGGCAGAACCGUACGGAGUCUAUCACUUGCGCCAUCCUUCGAGUCCGGAUAUCUUCAAAGUUAAUGGGCACCGUCUUAAGUUUUAUCAUGGUGAGAACAUGAAGACCAACAAGGAGAUUGAGGUAUUCUUUUUGGAAGAUGCACCUCUUGGCAAAGAGAAUUGA
Molecule: messenger RNA, 762 nt
Organism: Arachis ipaensis
Lineage: Eukaryota; Viridiplantae; Streptophyta; Magnoliopsida; Fabales; Fabaceae
Molecular function (GO): nucleic acid binding
Source: RefSeq, a predicted model, not a curated record